Molecule: messenger RNA, 2079 nt
Organism: Gracilinanus agilis (Agile Gracile Mouse Opossum)
Lineage: Eukaryota; Metazoa; Chordata; Mammalia; Didelphimorphia; Didelphidae
Gene: TMEM161A
Product: transmembrane protein 161A
Exons: 12
Coding region: 66-1505 (479 amino acids)
Source: RefSeq, a predicted model, not a curated record
CUAGGGCUCGGUCCGGCUUUUGCUGUCCCUGGGUCCGAUCUGGCCCGUCGCGGACCGCCGCCAGGAUGGCAGUCAUGGGCGUCCAGCUGGUUGUGAGUCUCAUCACAGCUAGCCUUAUGCACAGGAUGGCCCCACAUUUCUCCUUUGCCCGAUGGCUACUCUGCAAUGGGAGCCUGUUCCGCUACAAACACCCCACCGACGAGGAGCUUCGGGCCUUGGCAGGGAAACCGAAGCCAAAAGGCAAGAAGGAAAGGAGGGCGAAUGGCCUCAGUGAGGAGAAGCCUCUCUCUGUACCCCGGGAUAUCAACCUUCAGCUGGAGACGAGUCCCAUCACCGCCAUCGACGCGCUUGUGCUGCGAUAUUUCUCUGAAUAUCAAUGGUUCGUGGACUUUGCGGUCUAUGCCUGUGGUGUCUAUGUCUUCACUGAGGGCUACUAUUGCCUGGUGGACCCUGCGAAGGAGGCCAACAUCGGGGUGCUCUGGUGCCUUCUGACCAUCAUCUUCUCUGUCAAGGUGUUUCUGACGGUGAUGAGGCUGUACUUCCACUCGGAGGAGGGCGGGGAGCGCUCCGUCUGCCUGGCCUUUGCCUUCCUCUUCCUGCUUCUGGCCAUGCUGGUGCUGGUGGUUCGGGAGGACAUCCUGGAGUUUGGCCUCGAGCCAGGCCUGGCCAGUGUGACCCAAAAUCUGGAGCCUUUGCUGAAGAAGCACGGCUGGGACUGGUGGAUCCCCCUGACCAAGCUGGCCUUCCGCCUGGUCCUCGUGGCCGUGUGCUCCAUCCUGGGGGGCUGCCUCACAUUCCCGGGCCUGCGCCUGGCCCAGACCCACCUGGACGCGCUGCAACUGGCGGCCGACAGACCUCUGCUGCAGCUCAUCCUCCACACAAGUUUCCUGGCUCCUGUGCUGAUCUCGUGUCUGUGGAUCAAACCCAUCGCCCGGGACUUCCUCCUGCAGGCCCCCGUGGGAAAGUCGGCCCCCGUACAGCUACUGUCAGACUCUGCCUUUGACUCGGUGCGCCUGUGGGUGGUGCUGGCCCUGUGCCUGCUGCGGCUGGCGGUGACCAGGCCGCACCUGCAGGCCUACCUGUGCCUGGCCCAGCGCUGGGUGGAGCAGAUGAGGAAAGAGGCCGGCCGCAUCAGUGCCCUGGAGAUCCAGCGCAGGAUCACACGGAUCUACUGCUACGUGUCGGUGGUGAGCCUGCAGUACCUGGCGCCCAUCGUCCUCACCCUGCAUCUCACCCUCUUACUGAAGACUCUGGGAGGCCACUCCUGGGCCCCAGGGGCCUCCCGCCCAGCCCCCAGCCUGGCCCCAUCGCCGGACCCGGCUGGCAUCCCCGGAGAAGAUGAGGCACGGGCUGCAGCGGCCCAGAUCACGGGCGCCCUGGGCGGCCUCUUCACCCCUGCCUUCGCCCGAGGCCUCUUUGCCUUCCUUACCUGGUGGACAGCCAUAUGCCAGCUGCUUACCAGCCUCUUUGGCCUCUACUUUCACCAGCGCCUGGCGUCUUCCUAGCCCCUACAAGGAGGGCUCAGAUGAUGUGUAUAAGGGAGGCCCAGCCUCCUCCUUCUUCAGGUCUGUUGCCUCCCCCUCCCUCCUGGGGCUCAGCCUGGAAAAGUGCCAGGGGGGACCUAGGGAGGCUGAGUGAGGCUGGGGCGCCGUUGCCUCCUCUAGGGUCCUCCCCUUCGCCUCCUUCUCCCACCAGUUUCACCCUCAGUGCCUGAGCCCACGGCCCCAGCCUCUGACCUGCUUUGACCUCCCAGGACUCCUGGAAGCUGGGCUGGUCCCCAGGACCUUUGAUGGGGGGGAGGACAAAGGGGGCUGAUAGACGGAUGGGAUUGGGGUGAGAGCCAGGGAGGGGAGAACCCCCACUCCGACCCGGCUCCCAGCCUUCCUCAGAGACAGAGGCCCGGAGGGAGACCCGAGAGCCUUCAGGGAAGGCAGGAGGAUGCUGAAGCCAGGGCCUCCUCAGGGGCUCUUCCCCUUUCCUGUGCCCUGGACCCCGCUGGCAUUCUGGGGCCUCUAUGCAAGCCUUCCUCACGAGGAGGUUUUUAAAUUCGUCCAAUAAAAGACGUGCGAUUCCAGCAGA